Atta colombica is the source of this 7498-nucleotide messenger RNA. RefSeq lists its product as uncharacterized. Lineage: Eukaryota; Metazoa; Arthropoda; Insecta; Hymenoptera; Formicidae. The transcript is spliced from 3 exons. The coding region runs from base 1 to 6834 and encodes 2277 amino acids. The record is from RefSeq and is a predicted model, not a curated record.
AUGAGAGCACUCAACUCUCGACGCCCACGGUCAACCGCGAGCAUCUAUCGACUCGUGCCUCGCUCGACUCUUUGUUUCUUCUUUCUGCUUUGCGUCCUUCAUCACACACGAGCGCGAAGUGUGCCUCACGAUGACGGCAGCGUCAUUGUGGAUCAUGAUAAGAUUUCGAAACCGGUAGAGGUGAGUGAUUCUGACAACGUAAACAAAGAGGAUGUGGAUCAAGCACGAAAAAGCUUGGUAAUAGUAGAACAUGAUGAAGAUGAAGAUGUUAGUGAAGGAAGAAAUAACUCAGAGGAAGAGAUAUUCAUCGAGGAUCCUGAAAAGAUUCAGGCCGAAGCUGCCGGUGAUGAAGGUAGCGUAGCGAAGAAGAGAAGACGAAACGAUGUGAAUCUUCCCAGUAAGCCCGUGUCGCAGAAUGGCGAGACUGUCGCACAGAAUGUUGAGGAAAAGAAUGAAGGUAUUCGAAGAUUUGAUGCUCAGUUCGAGUCUGACGAUACUGAGACGAUACUGGAUCAACGGAAUGUAUCGGACAAUAGAGAGAACAGUCAGGAUUCACAAGAAGAUACUAUUAAAAUUAAUGUCGAGGAAUUACAUGCGGAUGUAAAAAACGUAGACGUGCAUGCCGAAGGUAGGGCGGAGCCAGAAGAAGAGAAGAACGUAGACACUUCUUCUAAUCUUGGAGAAAAUCUAGAAGAUAUUAAAUUGAAAUGCACGGAUAAAAUAGAUUUAAACAAAGAAGAAACGGGGCAGAUCGAAAAUUUAGCGGAACAUAAUUUGGAUGAGGCACAAAUAGAGAAUAUCGAAGAAGUGAACGAGGACGUACGCAAUGAGCUUCGUAGCUUGCAGCUUGCUCAAACGGAAGAAACCGAAAGUAAUCAAGAGAAACAUGUCGUGGAAGAAACUGAAAGUAAUCAAGAGAAACGUGUGAUCGACGAGGCUUCUAGCAAUGAAGAAAUCGGUGAUGACGUAGAUCUGGAUCUGAACAGAGAAAAUAGAGCCAGUGUAGUCCAAGGUAAGUCCAAGUACAAGAGUUCGACUGUUUAUUUGAAUGCUGAAGAAGGUAAUUUGCCUGGUCGCGAGCAAGAAUCGAUUGUAGACGGUCAAAUAAAAAAAUUAAUAUCUAUACGAAAUGAUGCACUUGAAUCUGUCAGUAACGAUGCGAAAGAGUCGGAAAAAUUUGAUGAAGAGAGUCUUCUUUCAGAAAAAUUGGUUGAGGUUGAAGCGGUUGCAGCUGAAAAAGACGAAGAGAUUCGUAAUCAACGUAGCAGCAUGGAAGUGACAUCGACUCAAAGUGAGAAUCUUGAUCAUUUAUCUUCAACGACGGAAGCCGAUUUAAACCGUUUUCAAAAAUGGAAGAAUCAAGCUGCGUUUCUUCAGGAACAAAUCAAGAACAGAACAUUUUUGCAGUAUUUAAGAGAACAGGCAAUUGAAGUGCUCCCUGAUAUUCCAAAAUUUACAGAAAACCAGUUAUUGGAUACUUUGAAGAAUAUUGCGAUAACGCGGGAAUCACUUACGAAUGAAACGUAUUUAGCUAGCUUAAACGCGACCGAAUUGACUAAAAACCAAUUGGAAAUAAUAAAGUGUGCCGAGCAACUAGUACAGACAAAACAGCGCCAGUCGUUCGUGGAAAAUAUAGGGGAAUGCAUUCGCGGUCUCAGUGUCUUUAACUGCAUACGCAUCUUUGUCUGGCCCGUCGUGCUUGACAAUCUCCCGGAAUCAGUUAAGCAGCCUCUGAAUUAUCUGCCAAUCGAGGUAAACUUAAUGAAUUUAUUUCAGGGUAACAAAGCCAAAUCUGCGAGAUCAGAGAACAGCAUUCAUCAUCCAUGGUUGAUAACGCCUGAGUUCGUUGUUUUCAACAUUCUGAAGGGUGCUUUGGAAUCGAAAGUCACCUACGACUUGAUGCCGACUUUCAUUGAUCCAUCGAACGAAACCCUGAGGGCACUGCUCACUAUCGGCCAACUCCAAAUUUUGCAGAUGGCUGAGAAACUUUUACCCGGUGAGAGGCGUCGCGAAUAUGCCGACAGGAUGUUCUCAUGCGUACGUAGAUUCGAGUACUUCAGCUGCAUCAAGUAUUUUGCCUGGCCAAUGGUGAAACAACAUUAUCCGACACUGCCGGCUUUUCCGGAUUAUCAGAAUUGGUAUCCGUCAAUACCGUUGUAUCCGCAGUACCCUAUCAUUCCCUUUCCCAGUUUUGUGGGAACUCCUGGCGAGCUUCCAGAAGUCAUUGAAGCUGACGCCACGAGAAUGCGGAAGCCCAAGCCGGAAGCUGUGAUCGUGAACAUUCUUCAGAAUACCUUGAAGGAGCACGCGAAGGUUCCUCCUCCAUCUAUCACUCAUACAGAUUCUUACAUUGCUGUACUUCCUCCGGAGCAAUUACUGUCGAUCCACAUGGCUGAACAGCUACUUCCUAUCGCGUAUCGUCCAGAAUUUGUUCAGAAGACUGUUAAGUGUAUUCAGGAAUUUAAUUAUGUAACCUGUUUUAAAUAUUCCACCUGGCCGACGGUCAAGCAAUUUAUUCCCAAUCUACCGGAUAUUUCCGAGUGGCUACCGGACUGGCAAUUACCCGAUUUCUUCGGUUUGUUGCCAAAUUUUCAGAUUCCUGAUUUUUCAUCAAUUUUAGGAGGAAGCCAAUCACCGACUUUACCGAUUCCUCCGACUUUACCAAAUCCACCGACUACGACGACACCGCUAGUCACUGAAAAUCCAUCUGAAUCCGCUGGUGCAGAAAAAUUAUCCAAUCGGAUUCCAUUAUUAUCGCGCCAAAAUGAAAUUUCUUCUAAAGCAUCCAGCGAAUUAGAAAACAAGGUUACGGAGAUUUUAACAAAGGUACAUAAUUCUCUGAAAGCGACAUCGAAAAAUUCGCAUUUAAUCGUCAACGAAAAUGUCAUUGUUCUGGCAACAAUUACUGAGAAACAACUUAAUAUACUACAAUUAGCGGAGAGCAUGGUACCACCUCCGGCUCGGGCACCUCUUGUAAUUCAAGUUAUGUCUUGCCUCCAGGCAAACAACGACUUUCUCAAUUGCACUAGAUACGUCAUUUGGCCCACAGUUGCUCUUUACGUUCCUAAUUUCCCUGAAUUUCCUGAUUUCUCAUCUGCUCAACAACCAUCAAAACAAGAAGACCAAAUACCAUUAAAAGACAAGAACAUUUCAACUAUCAAGGAUCAGCAGGAAUGGAAUAAAUCGCAAACGAAUUCCAACGUGAAGAUUAUUUCUAGGACGAAAUUUUCACCUAAUAAUGGUCCUGUGAUUAGUAUUACUGGUACCCGAUUUGUGCCGAUAUUUACAGAACAUCCUGAAUCGGUAAUACUUAACAUUCUCAAGACGAUUCAGCUAUCUUCGCCAAAUGUAAGAGAUGAGCAGAGUGUGAAAAUAACCAGCACGCAACACUUUGAUCAUCUGCUUAAUGAUCAACAAUUGACUAUUCUUAAGAUAACAGAGGGCUUACUACCCGAUGCAAUUCGUUCUGCUUUUAUCGAUCGAAUGAUAGAAUGUAUACGCAAGAACAAUUUUCUAGGAUGUUCAAGGACGGUAUUGUGGCCGAGUUUAUCGAAAUAUUUCCCUAGAUUGCCCAGCUUUCCAAAUUUCGAAGGACAUCCUCAAGCAGCAAACAAUACUAAGACUACAUUACCUCAGAAUCUGACUGAUCCAUCGCCGUUGUCGGAGACUGAUGUGAAAGUCGGUCAGCACGGAGAUGCUACUGUUACCAUUACAGAUACUAGAUUUUAUCCGAUUUUUUCGGAACAUCCAGAAGGUGUAAUUUUAAGAAUACUUAAAACCGUGCAACAUUCUACGCCGGAAGUCCUGCCUUCAAUGAUUACUUCAAGAUCGCCGCAUAUAACGUCUUAUUUUACGGAACAGCAAGGUAAUAUCGUUCAAAUUGCCGAAAGUCUAUUACCGGAAUCAGUAAGACCAAUCUUCGUAGAGAGGAUGAUCGCUUGUGUUCGAGAGAGUACAUUCCUCGAUUGUAUGAGGAAUAUAGCUUGGCCGACAAUUGCUCAAUUUUUCCCGAGAUUGCCAAACUUUCCCAAUUUUGAAAAUUUUCAAAUUCUACCAAGAACUAAACUCGAUUUAUCAUCGAUCAUACUACGCAAUGCUUAUUCCGAUAAUCAGACAUCCAAUGAAAAGAGUGAAAAUAUAUCAAAGAUUGCCAUAAAAACAAUUGAGGAUAAAAUAGAGAGUACAUUGAAAGAUUUGCUGAGUAAGAACUCAUCACCGCGUUUAGAAGAUUCUUAUCUAGACGUCAAUAAUCCUGUGAUAGGCACUUUUUUGACUGCUCAGGAGAUGAACAUUGUCAGAUUGGCGGAAAGAGCAAUACCGGAUUUGAUACGUCGCGAAUAUGUAACUAACUUGUUGGACUGCGUGAGAAGAAGCAAUAAUUUCAUGACCUGCACCCAGCAUGUCACUUGGCCAAUUUUGAAGCAAUUUUCGCCAAGUAUACCAAGCCUCGAAGAAUUGUUCGGUCAGCUUCAAACUCCUAGUGCUGGUCAGAUUCCUGGUAUAAGCCUAAUUCCUGGUUCUGGUCAAAUUCCUGGUAUUAGCCAAAUUCCCGGCUCUGGUCAGAUUCCUGGUAUAAGCCUAAUUCCUGGUUCUGGUCAAAUUCCUGGUAUUAGUCAAAUUCCCGGCUCUGGUCAGAUUCCUGGUAUAAGCUUAAUUCCUGGCGCAGGUCAAAUUCCAGGUACCGGCCAAAUUCCUGGAGCCAGUCAGAUCCUUGGUAUAGGUCAAUUUCAGAUCCCUGGUCAGAUCCCGAGUUUUCCUGGAAAUCCUUUCGCCGAGCGUCCCGGCAUACAGUUUCCUCUCCCUCAACGUCCUACAAUACCGAGUGGAAUUCAAACUGGCAUUCCUCAGUUUCCUGGAUUGCCUAGCUUUGGCGGCAUAAAUUAUCCGCAAAUUCAUAUCCUGUCGGACGCGCCGAAAGAGUCGAAGUUGCAGGAGCCAAAGUUGCAGGAAUCGAAGUCGCAGGAAUCGAAAUUGCAGGAGCCGAAGCCGCAGGAGCUGAAGUCUCAAGAGCAAACAAUUCAGUCGAAAGUUGCGCAUGCAGUGGAACAGGCAAACCAGAUAAGUGGAGAAUCGAGGGCUUCGAACACUGCGUCAGUAGACAAGCAAGGAACCAUCCCCAAGUAUCUUGGACAAUCAUCAAACAUCCUCAUAGAUUCCAAGGAAAAAGUCCAGUUAUCUGAAUUUAAGCAACAACCAUUGUCGGAGUCCGUUCCUUCAAGCGAAUCAUCCAAGAAACACGAAAGAAAACGAAGAAGUACUGAUCAAUUAUUAAAUUCUUACUAUGAGACCGAAGGAGAAAUUGAACAGACUUCGGAGACGACAAUGGAUAGCAUGUUCCCGAACAUCACGGAAUCCGACUUUCUUCAGCUUCUAGUUAAUAUUUCCAAAUCUGAAAAAUUUUUGGAAGAAAACUCUAAAGAUAAUUCAAAGGAAUAUUUUGUUGAUACAUUAAAUUAUACAAUCAGAAAUUCUCUAACUGCCGAUCAGUAUGAAAUCUUGAAGCUGGUGGAAGAUUUGAACGAACAUACGGCAAAUCGCAAUUUUCUAUCACGAGUAGUUCGAUGCGUACAGAGCUUGAGCUUUAUCAGAUGCAUGGGCAUUUUCGUCUGGCCAGUAAUUACUAGUAUUGUGCCAUCUAUCUUGCCGUCCUUACCCUCAUUUCCUAUUGGUUUCGGAAGAUCAAUGGAAACUGAAGUACAGAAUUUCUUCGGUAUGUCCACAAAGGAUUUCGAGAAGGAAUUAUUGGCGAGAAAGAAAUCAAUGGAAAAUAUUUUCUUGGACUGGUAUAAGACAGCGAUGGAGGAUAAAUUUCAAAUAGAUAUGGGUUUCCUAAAGCUUAAGGGUUACGGGAACGGUGAAAUCGGUAUAAGUUUCAAUGGCUUUCGCGAAGGGAGAGCUACGAAGAUCAAAGACAAUAAGAAUUUGCCGAGUAUUUUGACGAUCAUCAGCGAUAUUAUGGAAGAAGUAUUAGAUCAGCGGCCGGACAAUGAGAAGCUGAAAAAAGAAAAAGAAAAAAAGGAGAGAAGUCUGGAUGACAUGCAAGAUGCGAAUUUUCAGCUUUUGCAAGAGAGCGAGUACACGGACAUUAAGCGAUCUAUAAAUGACGAUAAGAUAAUCACUAUGUUUCUAGAUAAAAUCAAGGCCAACGCAACGGACUUCGCUGAUGGUGAUGUUGCUCAGUUCCUUAACGUAGAUAAUGCUUACAAUGCUUUCAGUGUACUCUUUGGGACCCGUUUAAACGAAAAGUUUGCGAGCAGAUUAAAAGCCUUUACUGAAGAACAUCUUAGAAGAGAUAAUACUGAGAAGCAUAUGAAAAAUCUUAGCACGGAGGAAAUAAAAGUACCGUUGAAGGAAGAAAUGACCUAUGAGAUUCAAAAAGAAUCUGUAGAAAAUGACAAACGCAAAAGAGAUCAUCGUGCAAAGAACGAAUUCAGAUCUUUGCUGAAUGAAUAUUCAGAGGAUUUAGAAAAGAAGGUGGAAGUUUCUAUGCAGAAGAACGAGGAUCCAGAUAAUGAAAAUAGGAUCAAAGAUACCGAAUCGUCCUCUGACAAUAAUGUGCGUUCAGAACUGAGGGUUUACUUACCACGUUUGCAAGAAGACAUUAUGUCCAAGAAAAUCACGAGUGCGAUGGCUUUGGCUCACGCGAAAGCGGCUGCUUCCAUAGCUGGUAUGAUCAGCAAUAUGGCCCUUGCAUCAGCUAUAUUCGGUAUGAUUCGACAAAGUGUAUUCGGGUCGGAAAAUCCGAAGAUCAAAUAUGUAUACGAUAAUGAUCAAACGGGUCCGGGGAUUACUUGGCCACAUCAUCAUAGAUCAUAUUAUCAUCAUGAGAAAUAGUAUUUUGCCUGCUCAAGUCUUAUUUUUUAUGUACACUAUAUUAAAUUUCCAUACAUAUGUUUUGUUAAGAGCUUUAUAUAAGCCUCUGUUGUUACAGACUUUUCUUGAAGUCUGAAACAAAUAGAAUUAUAUAUUGGGUUAGCUUUAAUGUUUUUAUAUUAGUAUUGUAGUGGUCGCGUUUAUAAGACAAUGUAAUUUCGAGAUAACUACUCGAUUUCUUUGCAUAACAAAAUUUUAUUAUUUCUUAAAAAAAGAUUAGUCGAAAAGAUAGAUAUUAAUAGUUUCUGUAGAUGCGUCCGGGACAUUGUUUCUCGUAAUAUAUCUUAUUUACACUUUAGUAACACAGAAUUCAAGUAGAGCAUUUUCAAAAGUUAGAAUAGAUAAUAUUUAGAAUCUUCUGAAGAAAGGUAUUUUCGUAGAUGAUAUGGAAACAAUCCCUCGCAAUUUAAUCAUAAAACACGCGCCAUUUCGCAGGUGAUAUUUAUUUCAUAUUUUAUGGUGGUGGGUGAUAUUUUUUUAAAGAUUAAGACAUAAGUACGGCAUUAAAAAAUAUGUAAUACGUAAUACAGAAUGUAUCGCAGAAAAAAUAUUGAAUAGCGUAAGUUUUUUUUAAGACUGAUAUAUUCUUAAAUAUAUCUGAUUAAAAAUAAAUGAAUUAUAUCUA